CCUUAUGAAACUAGGGCGCCAUCUGGUAACCAAUCGGCUCGCACCUGGUCCAUUUGUUCUUUGUCUGAAUAGCGUUGUUCUGACACUUUCGCUCGAAGUGCCUACUGUUGGCCAUUCCCAGAUAAUGGAGGCUCAACAAGUUCAAAAACGGUCGGUAGACGAAGCGGAAGCGUUACUUGAUGGUGUCUCAGCAGUUGUCGUUGACAUCGAAGGAACAACCACUUCAUUAUCGUUCGUCAAGAAAGUAUUAUUCCCUUAUAUCACUGAGAAUGUUGAAACAUACCUGAAGAACAGAUCUGAUGAUGAAGAAACAAAGGCAGACAUUUGUGCACUUCGUGAAUUGGCUUGUAAAGAUGUAGCUGAGAAGAUGGAAGGAUGCAUAGAGAUUCCAGAUGGAGAAUCUGAUGAAGUAAUCAAAUGCUGCGUUGAGAACAUCAAAUGGCAGAUGUGCCAAGACCGCAAGUCAACAGCUCUGAAGCAACUGCAAGGACACAUGUGGAGAGAGGGCUAUAAAACAGGCAAAAUCAAAGCCUCGAUUUACGAUGAUGUGGAGCCGGUGAUCACACAACUGAUAGAUGAAGGUGUGUCUGUGUAUGUCUAUUCCUCGGGGAGUAUAGAAGCACAAAAACAACUCUUCAGUCAUGUGGAGGAGGGUGAUAUCUCAGAUUUAUUUACAGAUUUCUUCGACACGACCAUAGGCAGCAAGACCGAUGACUCCAGUUAUACUGCUAUCUCGGAAAAAAUUCAUGUGGACCCUAGCCAAAUUCUUUACCUCACAGAUAACCCCAAAGAGGGUGCAGCAGCUAUGCAGGCAGGGUUCAAAAUAGCAUUGGUUAAUCGUGAGAAAAAAAACCCAUUGAUCACAAAGCAGGAUCACUGUGACUUCCUUGUGAUAUCGUCCUUUGGAGAACUCUUUGGUGAGGAUGAAAUGGACCACAAGAAACUUGAAGGAAAUGGAGACCUUGAUGCCAGCGACGAAGAAGUCGAUGACGAUGGUGCCGAGUUGGAUGAUGAUGAUGAUGACGAUGAUGAAGAUGAAGUUGAUGAGGAAGAAGAAGAUUUAGGAGAUGAUGAUGACUAGUGUGAUGGUUCAACAAGUGGUUGUUGAUACAUGGAUAAAUGUCUCAUGUUACAGUCCUCAUCACUCAUAGCCAGUCUGACAUUGCAUGUGGAGAAAAGGGUGAAUGCAUAAGAAUGAGGAAAGGAUGUGUACAACAACCGCAUAACUCACAUUGAAUUGUUUAUAUUUAGUUCCAUCAAGGGCAGGAUUAAAACAUUAAAAAAUCUUUUAUUGUUUCAAGAUGCAUCUUCUUUAAAUGAGUUGAAAUCUUGCCAUAAAAAUGAAAUCAAAUGCUCUUUCACCAACUUCGGUCUGAAAAUCUUUUUCGUCUUAUAUUUGGACAUUUUUUAUAUACUUUUUACAACUAAUUUAUUCUAUUAAUUUAUGCCUGUUGCUUAGUUUACCUACACCUUUAGGAAGCAUAAAAAAGGUUUGUUGAUCUAUUCAUUUAUAUUGAACCACAUUUGGCAAAUUAAUUUAUUUCAUUCAUGCUGUUUUUAUAUAUUUUUAAAUUUGCUGAAAUAAAAUUUGUUAGUUUCAUAUUUUAAAUUCAUGAACUCCAUUUGAACUGUGAAUUGUUAUGAUUUAUUUAUGUACAGAAUAUACAACAAUGCCUUUUGAUUUCGUUUUUUUUUCUUCUAACCAUUGGUUUAGAUCAACAGCAUUGACUGCUAGUUUAUUGAAGGUAGAAUGGCAAUUGUUGCUGUUAAAUGGCUAUGUAGGCACUGAAGUGUCAAGGCUGUUCUGGGUUUGUUCUGUAGUAGUUAUGUUUGAAGUGCUUUGGUACUUAAUUCAUACUUGUUGUGUGUGUAAGGUGUUUACUCAUAAAUACCUUCUUUGAGGCAACUAUACAUAUAUUGUUUUAUAAGUCUGUAUAACCAGUGUUCUGUGAAUGGAUCUUUCGUCCAGGGUAUCCUAUAUUUUUAUUGUUAUCAGAUGUUAAAAUAUUUUCUAUAAAAAUAUUUGUAAUAACGAAUCAAAUUUUCUCCAUCUUUGGUAUGGUUUCUCUAAUGCAGUUUAAUAUAGAUGUGCAAACCAUUGUUAUCUCUGAUGAGUAAUGAAAUUGCUUUGCUUAAUUAUUUUAGCUGGUUUCGAGAAAAAUUGAUUUAAAAAUAAUCAUUAAAACUUCUUUGCCAGGUGAAUCAGUCUUUGACUUCAACAUGUAAAUUGUUAGUGCAAAAAACUCAUGUCUGAACCCCUUCAAGCUAAUAAUUCACUCGUCACAGAAUGUCUUCAAACCAAGGGAGAUUUCUGUAGGUGCUCGUGCUGUAUCAAAUGUCAUUUGUUAAGCAGAAAUACCUGAUUGGGCAAAUAAUAUUAAAAGUUGAACUUAGAGUACAAGUAAAAACUAUGUUGAUUUCUGUUGUAAACUGAUAUUUGAACAUACUUUACACUAUUUGAAAGUUACAUAUAUACAAAUUUUGUAGUUAUGUAUCAUUAAUUCAACAGAAAUAUUCAGCAUUAUGAUACCUGUAAUCUCCAUUCAGGUUCCACUCUUGCCUUGAGUGUGAAUUUAUAAUUGAUGUUUGUUGUAUACUCUUAGUUUUAAUUAUAGGAUUUAGCAUCAUUGUUGUGUUCAAAUAUAAAUUGUAUUCAUAAUUUUGUUGGGUCAUGUGCAAAAAAAAUGAAAAAAUUAUUAGGUGCUCCGCAGGGACAGCUGGUGUUUGAUUCAAUGUGGAACAGAUGACUGGCCCAAGUCGUAUAAAGUGUGGAUUUUAGGGACGGGAAUCUGAUCCCCUUGAUUGUGUCGCACCAUAGACUUAAUCAUUUGCUGUUGCUUGGUAAAAGUUAAUUCUGUGUACCAUUUAGACUACUAAGUAUUCUCUUGCAUAUUUCGUGUGUAAAUCAAAGGAAGAUGCAGAAGAAAAGAUUCUGGAUGUUAAAUUGUAACGUCUAGAACAAGAUAUCCGCAUCAAUCCCUGUAAAUACUAAAUUCAUGGAAAUGCCUACAAUAUGUUACACAGAUCAAUGCAAGCUCUUCAUUCUGUUUGCAUGCAUAUUUACCAUUAUUUCUGUGUUAUUGAAACAGUAUGUUGAAGAAUGGCUUGCAAUAUUUUACCCCCACUGUUAAUCUUUUUACCUGAAAUUCAGAUCAAAUGAUCUUGAUAUUACAACCAUCAUGUAUUCAGUUCAGGUUAACUAUAUGUUACUUAUUUGACUUUAUUGGUCCAAUAAAUAUAGCAUAGUUAAUAAAAUUUCUUCAAUGAUUUUGAUGGUCAUGUGUAACUCAUUGGAAUAAUAUUUUUUACUGAAACAUUUUGUUCAUGAAUAACAUUUAAUAUUGUAUAAAAAUAAAAGUAGUUUUACAACUGUCUGCAAGAUCUACUUGUUAUGUGUGUAUGACUUGAAUUUAUAGGUCAUUGUAACGUAUUGCCAUGCGUCUCCAUCUGAAUGGUGUUUGAUAUAUUUAUCGUGCUGAUUUCUGUCAAUAAGAUCUCGGGACAAGUUGGAAAAUAGUCCCAAGCAGGCAGUAACUUGCAGAGUUAUGGGACUUUGAAAUUUUAAUUACAAUUGAAGCUUGUGGGGCUAAACUUGUGAGCACAAUAAAAGUGAA
Messenger RNA from Mizuhopecten yessoensis (Yesso scallop), 3614 nucleotides. RefSeq names its product enolase-phosphatase E1-like. Lineage: Eukaryota; Metazoa; Mollusca; Bivalvia; Pectinida; Pectinidae. Gene Ontology annotation, molecular function: acireductone synthase activity; magnesium ion binding. The coding region runs from base 5 to 1081 and encodes 358 amino acids. The transcript is spliced from 6 exons. The record is from RefSeq and is a predicted model, not a curated record.